Vicia faba (fava bean) is the source of this 1497-nucleotide messenger RNA. Lineage: Eukaryota; Viridiplantae; Streptophyta; Magnoliopsida; Fabales; Fabaceae. The record is from the annotation of a GenBank genome assembly.
AUGGAAUUGAAAAAGGGCAAGCUUGUCAGGUUUUACUCGGAUGGGAAAAAGCAUAAAGAACCUUCGGUGCUUGAAACCCCGUCUUCUAUAUACAAGCUUUCAUCAUCUACCUUGCUUAAAUCUAGUAACAAUGUCCUUCCAUUAGGUAAAAACAAAAUAGGAGGAUCUAAGGUAUUCCCUGAGGACCAUGAGCCCUGGAGAAAAAGAAUACUUGACCCGGGUAGCGAGAUUGUCUUGAAAUGGAAUCGGGUCUUUAUAGUUUCUUGCUUGGUGGCACUUUUUCUUGAUCCUCUCUACUUUUAUUUGCCUAGUGUUAUACAAAAUACAGGGUCUUCCUGUGUCAGGACUGAUCUAACGUUACGGAUUGUUGUCACUUUUCUUCGUACCAUUGCGGAUGCUUUUUAUCUCUUGCAUAUUAUGAUUAAGUUCAGGACAGCAUAUGUGGCACCCAGCUCACGGGUUUUUGGAAGGGGUGAACUUGUCAUGGACCCAACUAAAAUUGCUAGGCGAUACAUCAGAUCUGACUUCUUCAUUGAUUUUAUUGCCACACUGCCACUACCACAGAUGGUCAUCUGGUUUAUCAUACCAGCUACAAGGACCCCUCAGACGGAUCACAAGAAUAAUGCUCUUGCAUUGAUUGUCUUGCUCCAAUAUGUUCCAAGAUUAUAUUUGAUUUUUCCAUUAAGUUCUCAAAUAAUCAAAGCAACAGGAGUGGUUACAAAGACUGCUUGGGCAGGAGCUGCAUAUAAUCUGCUAUUGUACAUGUUGGCUAGCCAUGUUUUAGGGGCAUCCUGGUAUCUUCUGUCUGUUGACCGAUAUACUACUUGUUGGAAAUCUUUAUGCAAAAAGGAAGAUAACCCUAAUAAUUGCUUUCUCUACCUAGACUGCACUUCUUUGAACAAUGGUAUGCGCAAGAUAUGGGCAAAUAGUACAGAUGUGUUUAGUAGUUGUGACCCCAGCAAUGACAUUCAGUUCAAGUAUGGAUUAUUCCAAAAUGCAUUAACAAAGCACGUUGUCUCUUCAAACUUCAUAUCAAAAUACUUAUAUUGUUUAUGGUGGGGGUUGCAGCAAUUAAGUUCUUAUGGACAAAACCUAGACACAAGCACAUUUAUUGGAGAGACGUCAUUUGCUAUUGUGAUUGCCAUCUUAGGUCUUGUAUUAUUUGCACAUUUGAUUGGGAACAUGCAGACAUAUUUACAAUCAAUUACUAUAAGGCUGGAGGAGUGGAGGCUAAAACGAAGAGACACAGAGGAGUGGAUGGGACAUCGCCAACUCCCUGAAGAUUUGAGAUUUCGUGUUAGACGAUUUGUUCAAUAUAAAUGGCUUGCAACCCGUGGUGUUGAUGAAGAAACCAUUCUACGUUCGUUGCCAACCGAUCUUCGUCGUGACAUCCAACGCCACCUAUGCUUAGACCUAGUUAGACGAGUUCCCUUCUUCUCACAAAUGGAUGAUCAGCUUCUUGAUGCCAUAUGUGAGCGGCUGAGGCAGAUUAGAUAG